AUGCUAGAUCCAGUCACCCCUCUUCUAGACGAGGAAGGCACAAGGACCCCUCCACACACAGAACAACCUGAUCUCUCUUAUCCUGAAAUCUACCUACGUAUGUCGCUCGAGUCCCUGCUCGCUCACUCGCAUCUUACCUCCUCAACGGUCCAGACUAUGCCUGCCUCAGACCUACCCUCAUCGUCCCUCGACGACAGCUGGGCAUCUCUCAAGGAUAUUGACUCCUCAAAUGAUGACGAUCUUAGGUCCGAAGAUACAGAUGUGGGCUCGCUUCUCGAUGUACACAGCUCAGACGAUGUUCACAGUGUUGUUGAAGGGCUUGAUAUGAGUGAUGGAGAGUCUACUGAUGAGGGUAAUAUCGGAGACACUUCUACAGAAGAUCUGGGCUGCACCAGUACCCUUAAGACAUCAACGGCGAUAUUGUCCGUCCAGCAGGAGCCAACCCUCGACUCGUCACAGACUCAUGGUUUCGGCCCGGUCCAAGAUGAAGCCGAGACUGACUCCGCACACGAACCCCCUACCUGGAUCUAUACCACCACAAGACCGAUGAUGCAGGAUGAUGCUCGCAAGGUCGAUGAGAAAUUACGAGACGGGCAUGAAACCACAGAGUACAAUAGUGUCACCAGCAUGACUCUCCGGAAUGACAACUUAGACCUCAAUACUCUCGACUAUUUCAAAGUCGUUCUUCUUGGCACACAUGUUGAUCAGUUUCAACCUGAAAUUCAGAGAAAGCUUGGUGAUGCGCUGGUCUCACAGAGACUCACUGGGGAGGCCAAACGAACAUCCACAUCGAGGUAUCACCUGGUGCCAAACUCUUUUGGACCUGGUGCCGAACCAGACUUCGCCGACCUUGUUGCGAUUGACAAGCAAAUCGAUUUCGACUGUUACGACGUGAUUGAAGAGGACGGUAGCCUGGGUCCUGAUUCCCGUCUGAGAUUAAGAAACAGUCAUACAAACUCCGAAGUAGAAUCCAGAUGGGUUGGGCGCACUCAUAUGGUGGUGACGCCGCGUUGGAUACCUCCAGACCUCGCAGUUAUUUGUGUCGAGCUCGAUGAGAGACAACGUAUGGAUGGAAACAGUCACGCUUUCCUGAAGUUCGCUGCUCGCCAUAACAUUGCAAGCAUUGUUAUUAGAAUGGAUCGUGGUUGGUUUGGCCAGUACUCUGACAGCAUCUGGAGGUCGGAUUGGCUUUUCGAAACCAUCGAGCCUGUUGGUCCAGGCACAAAACUGAAGGGGAAAGUGCUGAUGAAGCAGCCUGUGAGCAUGGCAUCCUUCCUGAAUCUCGAUUCGGCAGCGUUAAACAAGCAUAUCGCCUUCGUCACAUCGACAGCAUCAGAAUUCAUCCAAAGUGCACCAUUCACGGGCAGUGAGUUCCCAGAAGAAAUGCCCAACAAGAGUCGCGAAGUUCCAGCUUCAUUUCUAGUACGCUACGCUCCCAUGAUGAAGUCUGCAUUUAUGGUACUCUGGGUGGUUUCGAUCUACGUUUUCCUUGGUGCACAGCUAUUGCCUACGAUUUAUGAUGCUCUUUCUGGCAGCUCUGGCGAUACAGUCAAAGACAUGGCAGAGCUCUUGAACAUGACACAUACCUGUACGUCGGAAAUUGCAGCCUCAACCUCUGAUGCAGCGUUACAUGAUUCCGCAAGCGUCAUGGCAGUCAGAGAUGUGAACCUUGCUACAAUCUCAAGCGGCCUUGCUUCUUCUAUGACGGCUGACGCUGUACAAUUCCAAGUUGGAAUUGCAGGCGAAAAUCAGUUGGUUGUUAGGCUGCCGAAAGUUGCAACAAGCCGAAAAAGACGUUCGUCACUAUCUGUCGUCUUGGAAAGAGACAACGAGCCAAUUCGUGCUGCUGUACAUGAGAUCUUCGAUGGGGUAUACAUCGUUCAACUUCAUCCUCGCGAUGCGUAUGGAGAUGUCAAGGUGCAUCUGGCUAUGAGCAAACCCGAUCUGAGCGAGACUUUGACCAUAUCAUUUGGAGACCGUUCGGCCUUGAGUCUACUGUACCUGAAAAACAUGCUCAAGAAGUUCGAGUCACAUUGGGAAAAGCAGAGCGGGGCGUUAUUCGGCGACAUAGCUCAACACAUACAGCCUGUUGAGGGACAAGUUCUCAGCAUGUUGCAAGGAAUGGCUGAGAAAGGAAGUCUGCAAGGUAAGAGGGCUGUUAAGCUUCUGGCCGAAAGCCUGUCGAGUACGAGGGCAACAAUGUCUAGCUUGCUUGCGACUUUACCCACGGAUGCAUUGAAGCCUCAAUUUGGCAAAGCCAUGGUUGUUCACAAGCUGGCGGCAGCACAGAAGCGGGCGCGGCAAAUCGUUGCCAAUGCUAAACACCAAGUGCAUGCAUGA
Exophiala spinifera is the source of this 2340-nucleotide messenger RNA. RefSeq lists its product as uncharacterized. The record is from RefSeq and is a predicted model, not a curated record. Bases 1 to 2340 code for a protein of 779 amino acids. NCBI's taxonomy places the organism in Eukaryota, Fungi, Ascomycota, Eurotiomycetes, Chaetothyriales, Herpotrichiellaceae. The transcript has a single exon.